Messenger RNA from Labeo rohita (rohu), 1778 nucleotides. It is a transcript of the gene tpm4b, whose product is annotated as tropomyosin 4b. Gene Ontology annotation, cellular component: actin filament. Bases 257 to 1111 code for a protein of 284 amino acids. The record is from RefSeq and is a predicted model, not a curated record. Gene Ontology annotation, biological process: actin filament organization; muscle contraction. The transcript has 9 exons. NCBI's taxonomy places the organism in Eukaryota, Metazoa, Chordata, Actinopteri, Cypriniformes, Cyprinidae. Gene Ontology annotation, molecular function: actin filament binding.
ACAGGGAGGUGGAGGCCACCAGGGAACAAGACUCGUCUCCUCAACCCCAGGUUUAAAGCGUCAGCAGCAGAAGCGUUGUGUUUCAGUGUGGACUCUCUCUCUCUCUCACCCUCCCGCUCUCUGGCGUCACUCGACCUCCUCAUCUGACGAGGAAAAACGCUGUGAUUCCUCUCCCUCUGUCUGACUUUGCUCUAGAUCCCGGUGGCUCUCGCUUUCCUCUUCGUUCUCUCUCGGGUAAGAAACUUCAUAGAACAAAAUGGAGGCCAUCAAGAAGAAGAUGCAGAUGCUGAAGCUGGAUAAGGAGAACGCCAUCGACCGAGCAGAGCAGGCCGAGUCUGAUAAAAAAGCAGCAGAAGACAAGUGCAAACAGCUAGAAGAUGAGUUGCUUGCGCUGCAGAAGAAACUGAAAGGAACUGAAGAUGAACUGGACAAAUAUUCCGAAGCUCUCAAAGACGCUCAGGAGAAGCUGGAGCUGUCUGAGAAAAAGGCCUCAGACGCGGAAGGAGACGUGGCGGCUCUGAACCGCAGGAUCCAGCUGGUGGAGGAGGAACUGGACCGUGCUCAGGAGAGACUGGCCACUGCGCUUCAGAAACUAGAGGAGGCAGAGAAAGCGGCGGAUGAGAGCGAGAGAGGCAUAAAGGUGAUUGAGAAUCGUGCAAUGAAAGAUGAGGAGAAAAUGGAAAUUCAGGAAAUACAGCUCAAAGAAGCCAAACACAUCGCUGAGGACGCCGACCGCAAAUAUGAAGAGGUCGCACGUAAGCUGGUGAUUCUAGAGGGGGAACUGGAAAGAGCAGAAGAGAGAGCGGAGAUUGCAGAACUUAAAGGAGGAGAUCUGGAGGAAGAACUGAAAAAUGUAACCAACAACCUCAAGUCUUUAGAAGCUCAGUCAGACAAGUAUUCAGAGAAAGAGGACAAGUAUGAAGAGGAGAUCAAAGCUCUCACUGAUAAACUGAAAGAGGUUGAGACUCGUGCUGAGUUUGCAGAGCGGACGGUGGCCAAACUGGAAAAGACCAUCGACGACCUCGAGGAGGAUCUUGCUGACGCAAAACAGCAGAACCUGGAGAUGCAUCAAGUCCUGGAUCAGACACUUCAGGAACUCAACAGCUUGUGAGCAAAAGAGAAGAAAUGCAUGAACAACAUUCCAGAAUUUAAUUCAUCAGUCAUUCCAGCAGUGUUUUAUGUUUAGCUUAUCAUGUUUUUUUUUUUGUAUUUUGUAAGUUAUGUUAUUUCCAUGCAGUAUUUUCUUUAUUUUGGUUCAUAAUUUUCUGAUUAUUUCCUAAUGCACCUAUUAGUCCAUUAAGUAAUAAAUAUGUCUUCUUGUUUCCAUGUGUCUUUAAAUUUUGUCCCAUUUGUGUUUUGUUUUUGGACCUAAAAAAUGCAACCCAUUAUUGCAUGUAAGAAUGUUUCCUUUUUCAGUUUUUAAAUUUUUUUUUCGAUCUGUCUGCUGUGUAAGGUUAGUGCUGUUUUAUUUAUUUCUUUUGAAUGAACGUAAAGGCGGAAGGUAUACUUAAAACAGUAAAUCGCAACAACAAAGUGUCAGUGCGUAAACCAGCUAGUACAUCACAUUUCCGUAGUGAUGUUAGGGAAAUAUAUGCGAAUGUACCAAAAACGGUUUGUAUUGGAACAUACAGAUUUCUUGGACUAUUUUGGGCUUUAAGAAAUCUUUCUUAUUUGUCAUUUAUGGGACCAUUUUGUACCCUUGAUAUUGCAAGGGCUAUUUUCACUGUGGUUUGAUGUUUUUAUACCUGUUUAACUAAAUAAAUGUUUACUUAUUUGCA